AUGGGACCUAUAAUUAAUAAUCGUCAACAAACAGCAAAUAACGUUAGUUACUGUGAACCACGCGAUGCUUGGAUAGAAGUUACCGACAAACAGCAGUUUUUUUAUUUCAACAUUCGAGGACGUGGUGAACUCAUUCGAUUAAUCCUUCAUGCCGCUGAAAAAGACUUUGUCGAUCAACGUGUGACCAGCGCUGAAUGGACUAAUCUGAAACCCAAAAUACCAUUCAAAAAGCUACCAGUCUUGGAAGUCGCCACGCCGAAUGGAGAUACGGUCAUGCUGACUGAGAGUAUGGCGAUUGCUCGCCUUCUAGCAAGAAGUUUCAAUCUCUAUGGUAACGACGCCGGUGAGAUCUACCUGAUUGAACGAUUUAAUUCAUUGCCAUUGGACAACGAUCGGCCAAGUGUUCGUGACGAUGUUGACAUAUCUUCCCUCUUGGAAGGAAUCUAUUCUUCCAACCUGAAGGACGCUGAUAACUACGCCAAGAUUGCUAACGCGGAGCAAAUCUAUGAAUACUUUGAUGCUAUAGAAACAGCGCUGAGGGAACGCAAAGGCACCUUUGUUGCGGGCAACCGUGUAACUAUAGCAGAUCUUCAAAUAAUUGUACUCAUUGACACAAUUGACAGAUUUCUGUCGAAAUUUAAACACGACUGCGUGGGCAAAUUGCAUGAAAUCAAGGAAAGUGUCCUUAGGCAGAAGCCAGGCGUUGCAAAAUAUCUUCGAUCGCGUCCUGUCACUGAUUUCUAA
Messenger RNA from Rodentolepis nana, 744 nucleotides. The record is from the annotation of a GenBank genome assembly. NCBI's taxonomy places the organism in Eukaryota, Metazoa, Platyhelminthes, Cestoda, Cyclophyllidea, Hymenolepididae.